CCUCAGUAUCGAUACUAGUGUUGCUCUUGAAUUUUCGAUACGGAUACAACCAUAGAUAUUAUAGACUUAGUCUCGCCGCCCAGACCAUUCCCCAGCCGGCCUACAGUCAUGGGGGUCUGGGGCGGCGAGACUAGAUACUACUCGAUACUGGCCCAGUAUCGUUGUAUCGAUAAUAUUUCAAUAGUAUCGCCCACCACUAGUAGGUGGCCACUGGCCAGCAAGCAGCGCAGCCAGGAGCUGCUUGCAAUGGCUAGUUCUAAAAAUAAAGAUAGCAUCUCUACUACAAAUCAACUGAAGGGAAGAUCCCAUCACCGCACUGUAUCAGUAGGUGAUUCAUUGUAUGUGUGGGCUGGUCAUCAGGAUGGUUUACCUGAAGUACAUGAUAGUGAAGAGAAGAGAAGGAUCACUAGUAAUAUACAGCACUUUACUCCUUCAACUGGUCAAUGGAUCACUAGAGGUACUACUGGUAUUCCUCCAUUAGGAGUGAGAGCAUACUCCUGUACUGCAAUAAAUGAUCAAUUGUAUUAUUUCGGGGGCUAUUGUGGCCAUGACGACUGCCGUCACAACAGUAUUACACAACUGGAUACUGUUAGUCUUCAAUGGAGAGAAUUAGAACCAACUGAUGCAACUAGACCAGUUAUGAGGAGAGUUGCUGGUGGAAUGAUAUCAUUUGAACAUGAUGGAGUACACCAUUUACUAAUGAUAGGAGGGUAUGGAUCUAAACCAGCUGUACAACUACCUCAUUAUAAAUAUAUUAAGUUAUCUGAUGGAAAAUGGCGUACUAAUGAGCACUCAAUGUAUAAUCUAUCAUCAAGAAAAUGGAGUAAUCCUUCAAUCAUUGGUCAGUGUAUACCACCUGCUAGUCACUUUGUCAUUGAAAAGAUCAACAACACUAGAGCUGUUCUGUUUGGUGGAGUAGUGACUGAUGAUGAUGCUAAGGAUACUAGAACUAACAAUAUUUAUAUAUUAGAGAUAUCAAUCAACACUGUGUUCUGGCAGUGUAUAAAGAAACCUGAAGCUAUAGACCAAUGGCCUGUGGCUAGAUGGUUACAUGCAGGUGCUAUUAUUAUAACUGGAUCAGACUGUCCUAUGCUAGUGAUAAGUGGUGGGGAGGAUAAGAAUGAUGAUAUAUUAGAUGAUUGUUGGAUCUUUAACAUCACUCAACAUUCCUGGAUAAAGUUAGGUGUACCUCACUCUGUUAGUAAGAGAUCUAAUCAUUCUCUCUCAGUGUUCAUUAUGAGUCCUCAUUGUGUCUGGAUAAUAACUGCUGGAGGAUUUGUUGAUAAGAGAUUGACAUUAGUCACUAAUCCUAACAUUGUUAUGCUAACUGAACUAGAAUACAAGAAGAAGUAUCAGCAGCAACUACAGACAGUAAGAAGAAUAUGGUUGGAGGAGUACCAGAAACCAAGAAAAGGAGAUACAGCCGAUAUUGAGCAAACCGUACAAGCUCUUAUUCAGAGUCUUGAAGAGAAGGAGAGAGAAGCACAAGUUUAUCAUCAACAAUUCAAGCAGAAGGAAAGAGAAGAAGCAGAGAAAGAGCAAGAAAUAAGAAGAUAUCGUCAUCAGCUACAGGAGAAGGAUAGGGAGCAUCAGGUAGUACUGCAGGAGAAGGAUAUAGAACAUCAGGUAGUGCUACAAGAGAAGAAUCUAUUAAUACUACAGAAGGAUGAAGAGCAUCAGAAAAUAAUACAGGAGAAGGAUAGGGAGCAUCAGGUGAUACUGCAGGAGAAUCAGGAGGCACUGCGACAGAAGGAUAGGGAGCUACAGGAGAAGGAUAGGCAGCUACGUCAAUCUCAAGAGGCAGCUCAUAG
Messenger RNA from Amphimedon queenslandica, 1811 nucleotides. RefSeq lists its product as uncharacterized. The annotation marks the transcript as partial. The transcript is spliced from 6 exons. The record is from RefSeq and is a predicted model, not a curated record. Lineage: Eukaryota; Metazoa; Porifera; Demospongiae; Haplosclerida; Niphatidae. Gene Ontology annotation, molecular function: protein binding.